Messenger RNA from Solanum lycopersicum (tomato), 828 nucleotides. Its product is annotated as kinetochore protein SLK19-like. Lineage: Eukaryota; Viridiplantae; Streptophyta; Magnoliopsida; Solanales; Solanaceae. The record is from RefSeq and is a predicted model, not a curated record.
AUGGUGGUUCAAGAUGUAGAUAAUAUAUUCAAUGAAAUGUUUUCUUUCAUGGCUAAGUCAGAUGAUGAAGAUGAUGAGAAUAAGGUAACUAUUCUUGAUUUUAAGCAAAAUCUUAAUACUUAUUCUCUUAAAAGACUGAGAAAAUUAGCAAAUGUUUUGAUUGAUGGUGUGAUUGAGUUAACUUCUGAAAGAGAUUCCAUGAAUGCUGAGUUUGAAAGUUUAAAUGAAAACAGAGAUAAAAUGGGUGAGAAAAUGUCACUAAUUAAAUACAAAAUGACUGUUCAAAAAUCUGAAAAACUAGAACUCAAAAAACAAUUGCAUCAUAUGACUGAGAAGUCUGAAAAACAGAAAGGAAAGUCUACUAGUUUACAAGUUGAAUUGGAAGAAAAAUUGAAAACUACUGAGACUAACCUUGUUUUGGGUUUGGAAAAGAGUAAUAGCCUAGAGAAAGAUAUUGCCAAACUCAAGGAUGAACACGAAAAUUCCCUUAAAUGGAUAAAAUCCUCUAAGCUACUUUCAAAUGAGACAAAUCAAAAAAGUGCCCAUGUAGUCUUUGAUGAAGAUGGAAAUCUGAAAAGGAAAGAAUCAAAAGUUGAAUAUGAGUUAAAUGAGUUGUUUCAAGCUCAACAAAGUGAAAGAAGUAAAGUUGAUACAGGUGAUCUAUUGAAGAUUGACAAUGCUGAUCAAAGUUCAUUUGAAAAGACCAAUGAAGCUGAUAAGCCUAAAGAGGAACCUGAUCCCAUUCAGAAAUCAAUCAAGAUAUCACGCACUCUCCAUAAAAUGAGGAUUCUGUCAUUGAAGAGGACACUAAUAAGUUACAUCCGUUGA